AUGGCUUUGACUCGUUCCUCUGCUUCGAAAAACAGUGAAAACAAAAACAAGAAAAUCAGAAGCAGUUGGACGGAGAAAACAGAGGCGAAGAGCAAGAAGAAGAAGAGCCAGAAUUCCACUCGGAGCUCGACUCAGACUGAGUCAGAUCAUCCCAAACAACUCAGUCGUUCUUGUUCUUCUUCUUCUUCUCCACCGAUUAAGCGCACCAAGAACCCUGGUGUUCGACUUAUAGGAGGUACAAUCUAUGAUUCUGAGAAUGGCAAGACCUGUCACCAGUGGAGGAGGGUUAAGAGUGAGAAUGUUGGUGCAGUGUCGGCAAAAAGACCAUGGAUUUUGCUGCUUCAUGCAAGCACAAGCGUCAGAACGAGCAAUGUACCUUCCGUUUCUGUCACAAAUGCCUUUUAA
Ilex paraguariensis (yerba mate) is the source of this 405-nucleotide messenger RNA. NCBI's taxonomy places the organism in Eukaryota, Viridiplantae, Streptophyta, Magnoliopsida, Aquifoliales, Aquifoliaceae. The record is from the annotation of a GenBank genome assembly.